AUGAGUUCUCAGACUCAGGGUAUCCACGCCAAUUUUCCAGAUGCUGGUACUGGCCAUGAAGACGAAGUCAUUUCAGUAGCCUCUCGACAUGAAACUGAAGACACACGUGCUCAAAGAGAAGCGUCGGUAGCUGCCGGUGUACCGGUGGCAGUCGACGAGAAAUUGGUUCUCCAAGUGAAGGGUCUUCACGAGACCCUGGGGAAGACCUAA
Messenger RNA from Peronospora matthiolae, 210 nucleotides. The record is from the annotation of a GenBank genome assembly. NCBI's taxonomy places the organism in Eukaryota, Oomycota, Peronosporomycetes, Peronosporales, Peronosporaceae.